Didymodactylos carnosus is the source of this 273-nucleotide messenger RNA. Lineage: Eukaryota; Metazoa; Rotifera; Eurotatoria; Philodinida; Philodinidae. The record is from the annotation of a GenBank genome assembly.
AUGCAAAUAAAUGUCAAUAUUAAUAACAACAUUAACGUCAAUCUUGCUCGGCACAUAUUACCAUCAAAUGAUCAUACAAAUAUUGACAUGAAAGUAAAUAUGAAUGAAAAUACAGAACAACAAGACAAAGUGACAACAAGUCAAGAAGUGGAACAAGAUAAUAAUGACGACAAUGAAAGCAAAAGUCAUCCAAAUGCUGAAGAAGAAGUGAACGAUGCGGAAUUUCUCACACCAACAACAAAUGAUGACAAUGAAGAUGAAAAUGUUCAUUAG